Molecule: messenger RNA, 4241 nt
Organism: Cornus florida
Lineage: Eukaryota; Viridiplantae; Streptophyta; Magnoliopsida; Cornales; Cornaceae
Product: disease resistance protein RUN1-like
Exons: 6
Coding region: 251-3613 (1120 amino acids)
Biological process (GO): signal transduction; defense response
Molecular function (GO): ADP binding
Source: RefSeq, a predicted model, not a curated record
AGUCACCAGCAACUUCCUCUCACCUGUAUAUUAUUCAUUCCGCAAAGAAAACCUUUUUUUAAGGGAGGAAAGUUCACAGCAACUUCUUUGUGUGUACAUUCAUCCUCCAAAGUAAAGCUGAGUAUUAAUUGGAAGGAAAAUAAUUGCUUGGCAAGCUUAGCCUUCAGUUAUAUAAUUGUUCAAAAGAGAGCUUUUCCGAAGUAUUACAAUCGCUUUGAGUAAUUCUGCAUUCACAAAUUAGCGGUUAUAUAUGGCUGCUGCUUCAUCAUCGUCUUCUUAUUCUUUGCUUCGAUGGAAUUAUGACGUCUUCUUGAGUUUUAGAGGCGAAGAUACUCGCAAGAAUUUUGUGGACCAUCUCUAUAUGGCUCUGCAUCGCGGAGGAAUUUACACUUUCAAAGAUGACAAGAAGCUUGAAAAAGGAAAAUCGAUUUCUUCGGAACUCCUCAAGGCCAUUAAAGAAUCGAGAAUGGCAAUCAUUAUAUUCUCAAAAGACUAUGCUUCUUCAUCGUGGUGCUUGGAUGAAUUGGUGGAGAUCAUUGAAUGCAAGAGGACGAUGAGACAGAUAGUCUGGCCAAUCUUCUACAAUGUCGAUCCCUCGGACGUACGAAAACAAAAGGGAAGUUUUGGUGAAGCAUUUGCCAAACAUGAAGAAACUUUUGGGGAAGACAAGGAAAAGGUGCAAAGGUGGAGGACUACUUUGGUUGAGGCAGCAAAUCUAAGCGGAUGGGACUUGAACAAUAUUGCAAAUGGGCAUGAGGCAAAGUUUAUCAAAACAAUUGUUCAAGAAACUUUAAAACAAUUGGGAAGGUAUGUACUAUUAAAUAUUGCCAAAUAUCAAGUGGGAAUUGAAACUCGUGUCAACAAAGUGAUCGCUUUGCUAGAUAAUGGGUUAGAGGAUGUGAAAAUUGUGGGGAUUUGUGGAAAUGGUGGAAUAGGAAAGACCACCAUUGCGAAAGCUGUUUUCAAUCAGAUGUUUGAUCAAUUUGAAAGUCGUUGUUUUCUCAAUGUGAAAAAAGUUUCAGAACUACAUGGUGUAACUUAUCUCCAACAACAACUCCUGAAUAACCUCCUAAUGGAAGAUGAUCUAAAGAUAUGUCAUGUUGACUACGGGAUCAAUAUGAUAAAGGAAAGACUCUGUCAUAAGAAGGUUCUUAUAGUUCUCGAUGAUGUGGAUAGUUUGAAGGAAUUAGAAAUUUUAGUUGGAGCAAAUGACUGGUUUGGUUUGGGAAGUAAGAUCAUCGUAACAACUAGAAAUGAACGUUUGUUGAUAGAGAACAAAGUUGAUCAUGCAAUAUAUAGGGUUGAGCUAUUGAAUGAGGAUGAAUCUUUUCAACUUUUUAGUUGCCAUGCCUUCACGAAGAACAAUCCUGAAGAGAAUUAUUUGAAAAUCUCAUGGAGUGUAAUAAAUUAUGCCCAAGGCCUUCCAUUAGCUCUUGAAGUUUUGGGUACUUUAUUAUAUAAAAAAAGCGUAGAAGAGUGGGAAAUUAAUUUGGAUAAAUUAGAAAGAAUCCCAAACAGAAAAAUUCAAGAUGUUCUUCGACUGAGUUUUGAUGGCCUUGAUGACAUGGAUCAAAAGAAUAUAUUUCUCGAUAUUGCAUGUUUUUUCAAUGGAUGGGGUGAAGAAUAUGUAAUGGAUCUACUGGAGAGUUGUGGCUUUUACCCUCGCAUUGAAAUACCUAUUCUUAUUGAGCGGUCACUUCUAACCAUCACGGAUGACAGAAUAUUGAGUAUGCAUAAUGUGAUACAAGAAAUGGGUAGAGAAAUUGUUCGUGAAGAAUUUCCUGACGAUCCUGGUAAACGCAGUAGGUUAUGGUCUCUUAAAGAUAUCAAUGAAGUACUCAGAGAGAAUACGGCGACAGAAGCAAUUAAAGGCAUUAUGCUAAACAUGACUCAUGACCAUCUAUCAGAGGAGUUACUCGUAAAUGCUGAUGUCUUUGCAAAGAUGAAGAAACUAAGACUGUUAAAGCUUAGUGGGCCCGUACGGAUUUGUGGACAGCUUACAUAUCUGUCAAAUGAAUUACGUUAUCUUGUUUGGGGUGGUUAUCCACUAGGUUUUCUGCCAUCCAAUUUCCAUCCACAAAAUCUUGUUGAACUUCAGCUUCCAAGUAGCCCUAUCAAACAAAUUUCAACUGCAAUCAGCUCUUCAAAGAAGUUAAAAUUGCUUCGUCUCCGUCACUGCCCAUAUUUGAAAGAAACUCCUGAUUUGUAUAGUCUCCCAUGUCUCGAGUAUUUAGAUCUUACAGAAUGUGUAAAUUUAGUUAAGGUUCACCUUUCCAGCGGAGUUCACAAGAGGCUUGUUGCUUUGUUUCUCACUGGAUGUAUAAAACUGAGGAGUUUGCCAAGAAGCAUUGAGUUGAAAAAUCUGGAAUAUUUUGAUUUGUCAGAAUGCUUAAAACUUGAAAAGUUUCCAGAGAUUCAGGGGGAUAUGGAUCAUUUGGAGUAUCUUAACUUACAGAAUACUGGAAUAAAGGAUUUAGAUCCAAGGGGGUGCCAAAACCUUAAAAAUGUUCCAGACAACAUUUUUUGUAGAAUGAAGCGUUUAAAAUACCUUUAUAUGAAAGGAGUUGCUAUGACACAGUUACCAUCAUCCAUUGUUCACUUGAGUAACCUUAAAAUACUUCGUUUCUCUCAUUCAUUUUUGGGAAAGAGAAAAAGAGGUAAUUCAACUUAUUUGCAACUGGAAAUGCUCUCCGGUUUGUGCAGUGUAACUUAUUUACAACUCAAAAACUGCAAUUUAUCAGAAGAAUCUUUUCCGAAUGAUAUGAGCAGCCUUUCCUUUUUGACAUAUUUAGAUGUGAGUGAAAACAAUUUUGUUCACAUACCAGCAAGUUUCAUUCAACUCAGGAAACUUGGCUGGAUUAAUUUGGAACAUUGCAGAAGCCUCCGAACGUUGACGUCACUUCCGCCAUCCGUAAGAUAUGUGAAUGCACAUGGUUGCAAAUCAUUGGAACGGUAUUGGAUUAAUCCAAGUAGUGAAAGAAGUCCAGACAAUUGGAGAUUAAUAUUCAGUGGGUGCCACAAAUUGGUUAUGGCUGAGAGGAACAACAUGCCAAGUAUAUCACCAGAAAGUCUGCCCCAGGAAAAUUUUGGAAUCGUUUACCCAGCAACUGGGAUUCCGCAUUGGUUCAACCAUAAGAUCGAGGAGGAAGUACGUUUCGAAGAAGGAAGUGGGUUUCAAAGGAGGAAGUAUAUUGGGGAUCAUUACAACAAUGUCAAAGGAAUUGCUUUCUUUGGUGAUGUUUUGGAAUUUUCUGAAAGUCAUAUCUCAACAUCAAUGGUUAUUAGUCUCUCAAUCAAUGGUUAUUUCUUACCGUAUCUGGUAUUCCCCUCGGAGAGUUUAUCAAACCAAGCAAUUUUUACACACUUCACUGAAUAUUACGAUGGCGAUGAAAAGGCCUUUCGACCAAUUAUAAAUUUGAUGAACAAGAAACCAAAGCUCAGCGCAGGCCCUCCCAAUAUUUGUGAUGAUUCCUGCUACAUUGAGGCUACAAUUUACUUUGCACAUGGGAAGCUCAAGAAAUGGGGUAUCCAUAUCGUAAUGGAGUCGGACCAAGCUGAGACGUCAAACCAAGCUCCUAAAAGAAUCAUCUCAAAUUUGAGGAAAGUUAAAUGAAAGAAGUCGAAAGAAAGAAACAAGUCAAGGCUAAGGUACGCAAUGAGAUUACCUAUUUCUUAUUUCUUGGUUUUUCAUUUAUAUUUUCUUAGUUAGUAUUCACACGCACAUAACUCCGCUAAUGCUUAAAUUCUUGAUCUCUCUUUGAAAAGUGUAGAAAAAAGGGAAAAGAAUACGGAGAUUUAAGGUUAAGUUUUGUUCUUAGUCUUGUUAACUUCAUAUUAAAGACAUCCUCUGUACAGCUUGCCAUUGUGAUCGAUGAUCAGUGAAAAUUUUUCAAUAAAUAAAUUAAGGCUUCUAAUGAAAUUUCUUGUACCCUUUGUUUGUGUUCAGGUUUAAUUCUAUUCUCAUAAGUUUCUUGUACUGCAGAGCUUGGUGUUUAAUUCUCUGCAUCCCACGUCAAGGUUAUCAUCCUUCUGGAGAUAGAAAAAAGCAGGUAGAGCAAUUGUUCUGCUCUGUACCAAGUUAGCAUAAAAAAAGAAGUUGUUUCUGGUAAAACAAAUGGAGAUAUAGAAAACAUUUGUGUAGCUUUCGUUAUAUGUUCUUGUAUAUCUACAUUUUCAUGGAGGUUCUUUAGAUCCAUCCAUUUGUAUAUGUUCCAAUUAAGAUUUGUUGUGUUUUAGCUGCA